GUAAUCCACCAUUGCGAUGCCAAAGGAAAUCAAGGAGAUCAAAGACUUCUUGGUCAAGGCCCGUAGAAAGGAUGCCAAGUCCGUCAAGAUAAAGAAGAACUCCAACAACACCAAGUUCAAGGUUCGCUGCGCCAGCUACCUCUACACCCUCGUCGUCGCCGACAAGGAUAAGGCCGAGAAGCUGAAGCAAUCCCUUCCACCAGGCAUCCAAGUCAAGGAGCUCAAGUAGAUCAAAUCUCUUCUCUGCUCGUUGUUGGUUUUUACGUUAUGAAUGUUCACACGUUACA
This is a messenger RNA of Caenorhabditis elegans, 287 nucleotides long. RefSeq names its product Large ribosomal subunit protein eL38 (gene rpl-38). Gene Ontology annotation, molecular function: structural constituent of ribosome. Lineage: Eukaryota; Metazoa; Nematoda; Chromadorea; Rhabditida; Rhabditidae. Gene Ontology annotation, cellular component: ribosome. Gene Ontology annotation, biological process: translation. The record is from RefSeq and is marked reviewed.